Messenger RNA from Polistes dominula (European paper wasp), 1362 nucleotides. RefSeq lists its product as uncharacterized. Gene Ontology annotation, biological process: DNA integration. Gene Ontology annotation, molecular function: nucleic acid binding. The record is from RefSeq and is a predicted model, not a curated record. Lineage: Eukaryota; Metazoa; Arthropoda; Insecta; Hymenoptera; Vespidae.
AUGGUGACAGAUCAUCGGCCGUUUAUCUAUGCAGCUCACCAACCCUCGGAUAAGGCCUCUCCUCGACAACAACGGCAGCUUGACUUUCUGCUGCAAUUCGACGUCACGUUCAAGCACGUCAGCGUAUCAGACAACGUCGUUGCCGACGCCCUCUUCCGGACCAGCCUUCGGACGACUCCGCGUCGCCUUCAACGAAAGCUUCAGUCUGCGCCACGGUCAGCUUGCCUUCGGCUCUUAGUCUCAAAACCAUCGCGGAUGCACAAGCUCGCGACGACGAGCUUUCAUCACUCGCAGCACGCACCUCCCUCAAAAUACAACGCCUCAUCCAUAGGAGAAUCAAGGUGGCCUGCGAUUCACACGGCGGUCGAGUUCGGCCUUACCUGCCUCGCUCUCUUCGUCAAACCGCCUUUGAGGCUAUUCACGGUCUCGCCCACCCUGGUGUCCGUGUCUCGGUACGUAAAAUCUCGCAGCAGUUUGUCUGGCCCGGUCUUCGUAAGAACGUCACCGUUUGGGCACGCGCCUGUCUUCCGUGUCCGCGCUCGAAAGUCUCCAGGCAUAAUCGUGCCGCGCUCUCCCGCUUUCAAGCUACGGAGAGCCGCUUCGAGCAUGUCCACGUCAACAUCAUCACGCUGCUCCAGAUGGCCAGUAGCUGUUCCGCUCAAAGACAUCUGGGCAGAGACCGUCGCUAAGGCUUUCACGUCGGCUUGGAUCGCGGACAAAGAAUGUCCGCUCAAAAUCACCUCCGACCAGGGUACUCAGUUCGAGUCAUCUCUCUUCGCCGCACUUGCUCAAGCCUCGGGAACCACGAGGAUCAGGACGACGCCUUACCACCCUCAAGCUAACGGCAUGGUCGAGAGAUUUCAUCGCACGCUCAAAUCGGCGCUUAUGUGCGCCCAGGCGCCUUGGCCUGACACACUUCCACUCGUGCUUCUCGGCCUUCGGAACGCCUACAAAGGGAACCAUCAGGCUUCGCCAGCGGAAAUAGUUUGCGGCACGCUGCUAAAGAUCCCUAGCGCUUUCUUCGCGCCGUGCAGCUCGCCUGGUCAGACCAUCAGUGACAAGGUCUACGUCAUUGAGGUCAACGGCUUGGAAAGGACUGUCUCCACGGACGCUUUAAAACCGGCGUACCUCGACACAUUCGACACGCCAGCGCGGACAUCUGCUCCUGCUUCGUCGUUGUCCUCUCGUCCUACGGCUGCUCCCGGACUUUCACCUACAGUGCAGACCUCGCCUUCGACCUCCGGACCUGUCAUCGACUCGCCACCACCAUCUUCAGCCGUUGCUACACGGUCACCUCCUGCGACCUCCAACAGCGGACAGCUUCGACAACGUCAUCGACCGAACAUCCUCAGAAGAUCUUAG